This is a messenger RNA of Acinonyx jubatus (cheetah), 1575 nucleotides long. RefSeq names its product CART prepropeptide (gene CARTPT). Bases 744 to 1094 code for a protein of 116 amino acids. The transcript is spliced from 3 exons. Gene Ontology annotation, biological process: adult feeding behavior; cellular response to starvation; positive regulation of MAPK cascade. NCBI's taxonomy places the organism in Eukaryota, Metazoa, Chordata, Mammalia, Carnivora, Felidae. The record is from RefSeq and is a predicted model, not a curated record. Gene Ontology annotation, molecular function: neuropeptide hormone activity.
GAGGCUCAGAUAGAUUCUUUAUUUUGCCUAAAGUCACACAGCUUGUAAGCAGCGGGGCCAGGACCAGAAUCAGAAUGGGGCUCUCUCUGUACCCUCCACACUGCCCCUGAAUUGAGGUUAGUCUGUCUUCCUUCUUUUCUCAUUACCACGUAGAUUCUGUGAACUCAUCCUGGGGAAGGCCAUGAUUUCUCUUUGUUAUAUGUACUAUGUUUGCCUCCCCUACCUGGCAUCAGUGUCUAGUAAAAUGCUCAGCAAACAUGCCUGCAUGGAGGCAACACCUCCUGCUUGCUGCCACAGGCUGGGGUGAGAGGCGAAGCAGGGCUGGUGAGGUGGAUUGCUUUGCCACUGCUGCUAGGGAUGGGGAGCGACUCUGCAGCCUGUGCCUUGCCUCCAAGGCAUUUUCCAUUUCCUGGCCCCCUCCUCCUCCCCAUCCCUCAGCUUUCGCCCCUCCGCCCCUCCAUUUCAGCUCUGGCCCCUAGGGGAGCGUCCCUUGCCGCGGGGCUGACAGCACUUAGGGGUGCGGGGUCCCUGUUGUCUGUGCGCACAGCUUCGUUCACGGGUGCCUGGUGUCCAGCGGGCAUUGAUGUCAGGCGGUGGCGGAGCGCUGCCUACAGACGGUUGACCUGGACCCUCCUCCACACUCACUUCCUUCGUCGCCCCCUCCCUCUUCCCUGUACUCGGGCUCUGGCUCUCUAUAAAAGGCGGGAGCGUGGGGUGCCACAGCAGCGCCGAGUUUCAGCACCAUGGAGAGCCCCCGUCUCCGGCCGCUGACCGUCUUGGGUGCCGCCCUGCUUUUUCUGCUACCGCUGUUGGGUGCCCGAGCCCAGGAGGAUGCUGAGCUCCAGCCCCGAGCCCUGGACAUCUACUCCGCCGUGGAGGAUACCUCCCAUGAGAAGGAGCUGAUCGAAGCGCUACAGGAAGUCCUGAAGAAGCUCAAGACUAAAAGUAUUCCGAUCUAUGAGAAGAAGUAUGGCCAAGUCCCCAUGUGCCACGCUGGGGAGCGGUGCGCAGUGCGAAAAGGAGCACGGAUUGGGAAGCUUUGCGACUGUCCCCGAGGAACCACCUGCAAUUCCUUCCUCUUGAAGUGCUUAUGAGGCUUCCACCCUCCUCCAUAAAUCCCCACUGCCUCUGCCUCCCUUGAGAGGACCACACUUUCAUCUCUGGAGUUCGGCUUUAGCAACAAAGUUUGUGUUUCCCUCUGAGAGUUAAAGGGGCUCUUGUCCUGCUGUUCCCAAAUAAAAGAAUACAUUAAAUGUUACCGUGUGAAGGAUAACGCCUUGUACGGUGUUGAUACAUGUGCAAAGUAUUCUUAUUCAUCUGACAAACUCUUACCCAUCUUUGUGUAGAGAAGGGCAACUUUGCUUUGAAAACUGUAUUUUUGUAUGUGGUGUGGCAGGAUGAACAUUAGAUUUAGUUAAUCUUGGUAGGCGACAUCACAACCUGGAAAAUAAUCCCAAAUGACACAAAUUGCAGCAUGUACAAUUAUACAUAAUGAAGUGUUUUUAAUAAUUGCUCUUACUGCAUCAUUGUUUCUAUGUUGUAAGUAAUGUAAGUGAGAAUGGUGGAAUUAAUCAU